AUGGAGGAUCUUUGCGAGGCCGGCUAUGACACCAUACGUGGCCGUUAUUUAACAGAAGAUGAAAUGAAAAUGGUCUAUUUAAAAAUUGCCAAAUUUCAUGCUGCUACGUAUUUAAUGGGUCAAAGUGAAGAACCUGAAAUUGUAACAAAAUACAAUGGAGGAUUUUUCUGUAAUUCAACCAUUACUAACAUGGAUAUUGUGCGUAAUGGUAUAUGGAAUAUUAUAGAUAUGCUAUCGGAACAUGAUGAAUUUGCUGGGUAUUUGGAAAAGGUGAAAUUAAUGCAACCCCAUAUGUUUAAAGGUUGCAUGGAUCUCUAUAAUGCCUACAAAUUAAACAAAGGCCAGGGAGAUAUUUUCGUUUUAAAUCAUGGUGAUUUUCAUAUGAAAAAUUUAAUGUUUAAAUACAAUGAAAAUAACAAAUUGGAAGAUGUUAUUUUCGUGGAUUAUCAAAUUAAUUGUUAUGCACCCUCAAAUGUUGAUACCAUCUAUUCGCAAUAUACCAUGUUGAGUCCGGAAUUACGUUUAAAGAGAAAUGAAUUUAUGCAGUAUUAUUUUACGAAAUUUACAAGAGUUUUAAAGAUGUUCAACUUUAAAGGAGAAUUGCCUCGUUAUUCAGACUUUCAAAUUGCUGGUUAUAAAUAUAGAUAUUUUGCUUUAUUUUUAAUGUCCACAUUUGUACCCAUGUUUGGCACCAUAAUUACUUCCAAAGCGGAGUAUUUGAAGGACAUUGACAGCUCAAAGUUUUUAGAAAAUGUGGAUGAGUUAAACAUGGCCUACAAAACUCCCACUUUUAUAGAGGAUAUGCGAAAUUUCUUGCCAGUUAUGUUAAGGGACGGUUACUUAGAUUAG
Calliphora vicina (urban bluebottle blowfly) is the source of this 849-nucleotide messenger RNA. RefSeq lists its product as uncharacterized. The transcript has 2 exons. The record is from RefSeq and is a predicted model, not a curated record. Lineage: Eukaryota; Metazoa; Arthropoda; Insecta; Diptera; Calliphoridae. The coding region runs from base 1 to 849 and encodes 282 amino acids.